Messenger RNA from Diabrotica balteata, 204 nucleotides. Lineage: Eukaryota; Metazoa; Arthropoda; Insecta; Coleoptera; Chrysomelidae. The record is from the annotation of a GenBank genome assembly.
AUGAGAAUGCAUUUGAAAAUUAUGGAAGAGUUCCAUCUCAAACUUGCAAAGAAAAUACCAGGAUCUACAAUCUCCAUAAGUGGAGAAGAAAAAAAAAAGAGGAAAAUUGCAACUGAACUUUCACAUGCUGCAACAGAAUCAUUAGCACAAGAAAUCAUGAAAGUUGGAUUGAAAGUGGAAGAAAAUACUGGUAUAAAUACAUGA